Linum tenue is the source of this 3554-nucleotide messenger RNA. NCBI's taxonomy places the organism in Eukaryota, Viridiplantae, Streptophyta, Magnoliopsida, Malpighiales, Linaceae. The record is from the annotation of a GenBank genome assembly.
CUAAAGAAAAAACCAUGAUGGUUAAUCGUGAAUAUUGCAGGGUGGAAAAUGGUUAAAUGGAUAAUGGAAAAUGGAGAGUUGUGUUGGUUGGGUUGGGCUCGUAAUUUCUUCUUUCUUCCGCCAGCUCCUCCAAUCAUUGUGCCCAAUCCUUGCCCUCGAUUUUAAUAUUUGACGCCCAAUUCACGACUUUUCUGGUUCUGGAGCCGUAAUCCGACGCUGCUAUCCUUCCAGGAGCGUAGCAGCAGAGGCCAGAGCAGGUUGGAUUCUGGAGUGGAAGGGCAUGCAAUCCUUCUCCACCUACCUGCCCAACAGUUGCUGCCUCCACACGCAGUGAAUCAUCAAGCCAAUCUUCGAGAAAAGAACGAACAAACAAAGCGUUUCAUCAUCUCGCUCCUCCACUCCUCAAUUAAAAGUCCAAAGCAACGAUUGUGGAAGUACGCAACUGUCCGUCAACUUCAGCGGGGAAGAGAAUCGGUGUCCGCACCUGUCUGCCUCCGAAGCGUUGCUUCUCCGUUAACACUUCCGCCCAUCGCCGUCUCCUGAGUUGAUUUCGAUUUGUUGCCAUUUCCCAUCGUCCUCCGACGCGACUUUCUAUCGUGUUGAAUCGAAUCUCCACCAGUAGCAAUUGGAAAGAGGUGAUCGCUUCCGGGAUCGAGAUUUAGAGAGUUUGGCACUUUGUACAUCAUGCUGUCCCUGAAGCGAAAACUGUGUACUCUGCCUGUUGAUGCUGUAGAGUUUCCUUAGUAUUGUAUUAUGGAAAAGAAAAGUGCAGAAGACCAUGAAGCAGGGCCACUUCCUUCACCAAGACUCAUUGACAGAUUUAGCUGUUUAAAGCAAGAUGCAUACCAUUCUCCCGAGAGUUUGAGCAAGGGAAGACACCUCUUGCCAUUCAACAGCGAAGAAAGAAGGAUAAGGAAAUGGAGGAAGAUGAUCGGGGUUGGAGGAAGUGACUGGAAGCGCUAUGUCAGGAGGAAACCUCAUGUGGUUAAGAGGCGUAUUAGGAAAGGAAUUCCUGACUGUUUAAGAGGUCUUGUUUGGCAGUUGAUCUCUGGAAGUCGAGACCUUCUGCUGAUGAAUCCUGGGGUUUAUGAGCAACUAGUCAUAUAUGAGACAUCAGCAUCUGAGCUGGACAUAAUCCGUGAUAUAUCUCGCACAUUUCCCUCUCACGUCUUCUUCCAGCAGAGACACGGUCCAGGUCAGAGGUCCCUUUACAAUGUAUUGAAGGCAUAUUCUGUUUAUGAUAGAGAUGUUGGAUAUGUUCAGGGAAUGGGAUUCGUAACUGGUUUGUUGCUUCUUUAUAUGAGUGAAGAAGACGCCUUCUGGUUAUUGGUUGCAUUGCUAAAAGGUGCUGUCCAUGCUCCAAUGGAAGGGUUAUAUCAGGUUGGGCUGCCACUUGUACAACAAUAUCUAUUUCAGUUUGACCAGUUGGUAAGAGAGCAUAUGCCAAAACUUGGAGAGCAUUUUUCCGGAGAAAUGAUGAAUCCUAGCAUGUACGCGAGCCAGUGGUUUAUUACUGUGUUCUCAUACUCUUUCCCGUUCCACUUGGCGCUUCGAAUUUGGGAUGUCUUUCUUUACGAGGGUGUAAAAAUUGUUUUCAAAGUGGGUUUGGCUCUGUUGAAAUAUUGCCAUGAUGACUUGGUCAAAUUGCCAUUCGAGAAACUAAUGCAAGCUUUGCGUAAUUUCCCUGACGACGCCAUGAAUCCGGAUGUGUUGUUGCCAAUGGCCUACUCAAUCAAGGUGUCAGGUCGAUUGAAAGAGUUGAAGCUUGAGUAUGACCUGAAAAACGCUAAGGCAGUUCAACCCACAGAACUCUGCACAAAUGGGAAUAAGUAAAACAGAGGAGAGCCAAGGGGGUACUUAGUUGUUUAUUCUGUAUCGUGGAAGUGGGAGCACAGCAUCCAGUUAUCUGAGUGUACAGUGUACACCAUUUAUUCUUACACUACAUAUUGGGAGGAUGAUGGCCAUGCCCAUGCCACCGCAUCAAUUGCUGCGUCUGAAAAGUGUGAUUCACUGCUUGAUUGAAACCAGCUUAAGUUCACAUAGUAAAAACUUCGAGACUCUUGGACGGAGAAAGGAGCGCAGGGGCCAGACUCUAAGCAGCUAACAGAUUGAUGUUCUCCAGUUGUAUAUGGGGUGUAUUUAGUCAAUGCAUUUGUAAAUUGAUGGGUAUUGUCUUGAUUGCCGUCAUGUGAGGUGUAUUUACAGAAACAAGAGAGCUCUACUUCUUUUGUUAAAAGGAACAACAGAUAAGUGAAGGAAGUGUGUUUUAUUGAGAACCAUCAGGCUAUGUCAUUACACAUAUAUCGGCGGAAAACUGAAACCCAUUGCAGGGCUUUACAAAGAUAAGAGUAAGAUCGAUUUGGAGCAGUAUUCAAUUGAAGUCCAGAAACAGCCACUUGUUUUAAAGCUAGAGUUGCUCUUCGUUGUCAGCGUCCAAGAAGAGCAGAUAGGCCACCAACCCGACCACUGGCACAAAUCUAAGAUAUUUCACAACAUCGACUUUGCUUUCUUCCACAUUCUGCAAAUUUUCACCAAUCAACCAAGGCUGGAAGACGAUGUACAGGCAAAUAUCCCAGAUGAAUGCAUAUGCCAGCCUCUCUGAUCCAAGAUAACUAACGAAGAAUUCCCGUCGCUCUGUUAUGCCCCCGAAAUCACCACUGUCCCCUCGCCCAAAAACAGCCCAUAAUGCAGAUACCAGACAAGCAGCAGCUCCGAUCACUCCAACUACAGGUGCACCUUGUGUCAUUACAUUGCCUAGCUGCGACUGCUUACUCGGAGCAGCAUCUGCAUCGUCCUCGUUCAUUCGGAUUGCCAUAUAUGGUAUCAGAAAUGCUGCCAUCAAACCGAAGAUAGAUGAAUCACUUAUCUCCGGAAACUCUGACUACAUUGGAAACAGUAGGGGGGGAACAAGGUAGCGUACUGUUAGUGAGGAACAUCUGGAAGCCCCACAGCACAUCUAGAGACCAUGGGUAUCGAUUCCUUUUGUUAUCCGUGAACAGCAAUGGAGCGAACAUGAACGUCCACCCAAUCACAAAGUUGAAUAGUCCUUCAGCCAUCUGACAGAGAAGCAUUUGGUGCAAUGCCAACAAAAGCGAAGAAUUGAGGAAGGGCAAGAUGAAGAAGAAAUUCAGGGAAAGUCCAAUCAGUGAAUUCACGGUCUCCGAACUAAUAGCCCACACGGGAUCACCGGGGGCAUAAGGGAGUAGAAACAGCCACACAAUGUAAACCCCUUCGAGAACCCAUAGCGCUACUUGGACGGCUUUGGAGCUACCGUCGCCGGCCACCUUCUCUGCGGCAGGUACGGCGCCGGAUUUUCGCCGGGGAGUGGAGUGGCAGAGCAAUGUGCGGGUAAUGGGUGGUGGUUUCCGAGUUGAGACGAGCGGUGAGGUAGCCGACCUCCGUGUCUCGGUAGAGAAGGCUGGAAGGUGUCGAUUUAGAUUCGGUUGUCUCCGGCGAGAGGGAACUGGGGAGGCCAAAUUGACCGCCUUGCCGGCGGAGGAGAAGGAGAAUCCAUGGCGACAGCAGAGCGGAAGCGAGGGCGCGCUCAUUUUGCA